Messenger RNA from Frankliniella occidentalis (western flower thrips), 2941 nucleotides. RefSeq names its product anaphase-promoting complex subunit 5 (gene ida). Gene Ontology annotation, biological process: protein K11-linked ubiquitination; positive regulation of mitotic metaphase/anaphase transition; anaphase-promoting complex-dependent catabolic process. The transcript has 13 exons. Gene Ontology annotation, cellular component: anaphase-promoting complex. The record is from RefSeq and is a predicted model, not a curated record. Bases 480 to 2903 code for a protein of 807 amino acids. Lineage: Eukaryota; Metazoa; Arthropoda; Insecta; Thysanoptera; Thripidae.
GAGCAGAAAGCUGGUUUGCACUCGCAUCAAUCAGCACGAUCACCGAACUGUCGGCAUCGAACGGGUCGGUCGCAUUCGACUCGACGCGCGCGCGCUUUGGUGGCUGGCUGGCCGCGGCCGGGACGUCCGCACUGUGCGGCAUCUCGGCAGCCUCGAUGUGUCUGUAUGUUGUUUACGCACGGUCUCUGUGUUUGGUUUUGUGAAUGGGUGGGUUCGUGACCGUGACCAAUGACUAUCUUCAAUUUAUGACCACACAACCGCACAGUUGAGUUUAGUUGAAUUUCAGAACAGACCCAACGCCGAGCGGCCGGCGCCGAAUAUUUUUGUUUGAAUGGGAAAAACAACAAGUGUUUUGAAGUGUCGUUAGAGUUGUCUUGUCACUUUUUAAUAUUUGUAUUUUUGUAACAUAUGCAAUGUGUCUGUGGUUUCGGGGAUGAAUUCUGUACUCUUCUGAAGAUUUUUGGUAUCUUAGUGUUAAAAUGACCUCUAGGGACUUACUCAAUUCUAGCAUUUCUCAAAAGAAUUUAAUGAAAGAAAACAUAACCCCACACAAAAUUGCUGUUGUUUUAUUUAUUAAAGAAUUUUGUUUGAUUAAAGCAAAGGCUCGCCCAGGCCAAUUGUUGACUUGUGAAGAUGGUUCUUUCUACAGUGUUGAACCUGUACAUAGGAGAGAUUUUUGUAUGCUUGUACUGAAAUUGAUUCAAUCACCAGAUAUGGAGUUGUCGGAAUUCAUGACAGUCUUACACUCAGGACAAUACUCAUGGUUACCUGCUCAUCUAUCUGCUUUGAAGAAGACACUUGCUGAAAUUAAUGAUGGAGGAGUUUGUGCAAUUCAAACACUUAUUCACGACCUUAACACUACCAUAUUCUCAGACUCUGCAUUACUCCAACCAGUUGUCAAUAAAAGUAGCAUAAUAGGGCUCUUUCUUCGACGCAUAAUAAUAUUCUUUGACAAGCUGACUUUCUCGCAAGUGGUUGCCAUUUAUCGAUCGUACAAAGCCUAUUACUACAGAGCAAAGUUAGCUGGUGCAGACCUCAGAUGUGCAGCUGAAAAUUAUGCUGCCGGUUCAUCUACUGUUGCUGACUCUAUUAGGUCUGAGGACAUGGAUAUUUCGUCAGCAAUAGGGCUUGAUAGUGAAUGUAAAUUGCCAAGUCCCAGUUCCAGAGGAGGAAUGAAGAUGGAUUUAUUAGCUCUUGAAGGAGAAGUUGUGAGUUGGAGUAGGAGACAAGCGGAACUGUUCAUUGCUCAACAAGUCAACCUACUUCAAAAUAAUGAAAGCCUUGCUCUUUCCCCACCUAAACUCCAAGAAAAGAUAAGGGAUAUUUUACAAGCAAACCCUGAUUAUGCUGAAGCGCAUUAUUUAAGCUAUCUUAAUUGCUUGCGAGUUCGUGAAUACUGUGGGGCAGUUGAUAGUCUAUUUCACUGUUUUGAUCGUAACACAGCCAUUGCUGCAAACAGCACUACAAUUGAUGACAAAAAUAGAAGCUUUAGGUAUGCAACCUUAAAUUUGGCAAUCCUCCAUGCUCAAUUUGGUCAAAGGGGGGAAGCUCUGUGUGCUUUACGAGAAGCUGUUCAAAUGGCCCACGAAGCUAAUGAUGACAUCUGUCUACAACAUGCUCAAACAUGGCUCUAUCGACUUAGCAAUAAUAAUAAGGAGGUACUAAUUCAGAGGUCAGUGCAAAGGAGCUCUGAUCUUAAACUAAGUUACUUGACAAGUCUAGGUAUACAGUCACUUGCUCAGUGUACUGCCAUAACUGGUACCAAGCCAGCAAUAGUUUUUGAGAUAUUGAUGAAGAGUGAUACUCUAAAUCAGAAUUCUGUCCUUGAACUAUUGGCCAAUAGCUUUGCCCAAAAAGCAGCUUUGUGGCUCCUAUAUGGCAAGAUGGAAAUGAGUUUACUAGCCAGUCAGCUCUUACUUUGCCUCUACACUCUUGAUGCUAUGCCAAACUCUGGUUAUAGUGGGGAAAGCACCUGCCUUGCCUUGUGUUGUGUGGCCAAUGCCUUUGUACAGGAGGGCAAAUACCAAUUAGCAUCAGUAUUACUUCAGCAUGCUCGUCUACAAUUUCCCCACGAACCCAUGUCUCAUGCUUGGAUGUAUAUUGAACAACUUCUGUACUUCUUUGAAGCUCUUCAUAAUGGUCGCUGGCAAGAGGCAGAACAAGCAGUUGGUCGCAUGUCAUCUGUCCAUAAAUGGGAUAGCUUAUUGAGGAAAGCUGAGCUUUUGCUUUCCAAAGGUGAUGCCGUUGGUGCUAUGAGUGCAGUUCACUCUGUUUUGGACGCUCCAGCCAACGAGUGUGACAUGGGGAGUGGUGUAGGUUUACAUAGUACCCACAACACCGGUGGAGCCAGAUUAGCUUUACGCGUGCGUGCUCUAGUUCUCAGUGCAGAAGCUCAAUCGGUUAAUGGCCCAGCUCCCGCAACUGCUGUCUGUGUGCUGACUACAGCUCUUGGCUUGGCUCAGCAGAACUACCUUGAACUUCAUGCAGCUCUGGUUGCUUGCCAUUUAGCAAAUCUUCAGCUUCAACUUGGAUUACCAGCUCAAGCUCUCAGUCUUUUAGAUGAAUGGUUACUUGUUGUUUUGGCACAUGGUGGAGCUUAUGAUCGUGGGAGAGCUUUACUUCUAUUGGCAAAGUGCCGUGUAGCAGCUGCAACAUCAUUACCUUGCAGUCUUGAAGACAGAAUCAGAGUUGUAACAGAAGCAAUCAACACCCUUGAAAGAGCCAAAACUUUGUUUACCCAGGUUGAAGCUAUCUCCAGGGUGAAAGAUGUCCUUUACUUACAGGCACUAUUGUACAAUGAAGUAGAUUGUGUAUUAGGGAGGAAGAAGUGUGCUCUUGAAUUUCGUGCACUUGAUGAGCAGCAUCCAACCAAAAUAGCUACUACUUUAUUAAAUCGGUUUUAAUUGAUAAGAGAAUAAAGAGUGAAAGAUUAUUACAUUAA